This is a messenger RNA of Cryptomeria japonica (Japanese cedar), 5824 nucleotides long. Its product is annotated as putative pentatricopeptide repeat-containing protein At3g13770, mitochondrial. The transcript has 3 exons. Gene Ontology annotation, biological process: RNA modification. The coding region runs from base 82 to 2004 and encodes 640 amino acids. Gene Ontology annotation, molecular function: protein binding; RNA binding; zinc ion binding. The record is from RefSeq and is a predicted model, not a curated record. NCBI's taxonomy places the organism in Eukaryota, Viridiplantae, Streptophyta, Pinopsida, Cupressales, Cupressaceae.
UGAUCUCCAUGGUCUUUUGCAUUUAAUAUUUCGAUCGAGGCAUUUUUUAGUUCUUCACGAGCGUUGCACAGCAAAUAACAAAUGGCAGUGCGAUUAGCAGAGCCCGCGGCGUUAAAAUUUUGGCCAAACAAAAUUUUUGGCAGCCAAAUUCUUCAGAUCUUCCGAAGAAAAUACACGUCUGGCAGUCGUAAGUUUCUUGAUCCCAAAAUGCUAUGUAAGCAAGGUAAAAUAAAGGAAACACUUAAAAUUCUGCAGGCCACAAAACACACCAAAGAUUCUUCUGUAUACGUCUGCCUUUUGGAAGAAUGCAUCAAGAAAAGAAACUUAUUGGAGAGUAAAUUAGUCCAUAACCAUAUGAAGGAUCGUGGAUUCUUAACAGACACUUUUUUAGGAAAUAAACUUAUCAAAAUGUUCGCCAAAUGUGACAGCGUGGAGGACGCUCGCAAUGUGUUUGUUGAAAUGCCCAAACGAGAUGUGUUUUCCUGGACUGCCAUGAUUUCAGCAUUUGUUAGGAAUAAUUUUUACAAGGAAGCCUUGGAGUUGUUCUACGAGAUGAGAAAAGAAGGCAUUAAACCUAAUGAAUUUACAUUUGCUAGUAUUAUUACUGCCUGUGCGAAUUCGGCAGCUGCGGAAAAGGGCAAGGAAAUCCAUGAGGAAAUAAGGAAAAGUGGGUUUGAGUCUGAUGUGGUUGUGGGGAAUGCCCUUGUAGACAUGCAUGGUAAAUGUGGAAACCUAGAUUUGGCACGCGAGGUGUUUAACAAAAUGCCUCAACGAAAUGUAGUGUCCUGGACUGCCAUGAUUGCAGGGUAUGUCCGGAAUGGACAAGGUGAGAAAGCUCUGAAACUCUACAGGCAGAUGCAGGAUGUGGAUGUGAAACCCAACGUAAAAACUCUUACAACUGUCAUUGCGGCAUGUGCUGAUUUGGCGGCUCUGGAACAAGGUAAGCAUGUCCAUGGGGAAAUUGUGAAACGUGGGUUUCAAUUUGACGAAUUUGUAGAAAGUGCUAUUGUCGAUAUGUAUGCAAAGUGUGGAGAUAUAGAGAUGGCCCGCGUACUGUUUGACAAAAUGCCUAGAAGGAAUGCAGUGUUGUGGACUACGAUGAUAGUAGGAUAUGCAAUGCAUGGCCAAGGUAAGGAGGCUGUGCGGCUGUUUGAGAGAAUGCGAAGGGUUGAGGUGAUUCCAGACGCUAUCACCUUUGUUGGUGUUUUGUCUGCAUGCUGUCAUGCUGGCCUAGUUGAUGAAGGCUGCCGAAUUUUUGACUCUAUAAGUGAGUGCUCUCACAUUGUACCUUCAAUGGAACACUAUGGAUGCUUGGUUGGCAUUCUUGGCCGUGCUGGUAGGCUUGAUGAGGCACACAAUGUAAUCAACAAAAUGCCAAUGAAAGCAGAUGCUACAGUGUGGGGGUCUUUGCUCGGUGCUUCUCGAAUCCAUAGGAAUGUUGAGUUAGGAGAGUGUGCUGCACAACACAUCUUUGAGCUGAACCCUAAAGAUCCUGGACCUUAUGUGGUGCUGUCAAAUAUGUAUGCCGAAUCUGGCCAGUGGGAUGCAAACCAGAAGGUUCGAAAAAUGAUGAAAGAUAGGAAUGUGAGAAAGAAUCCUGGUUGCAGCUGGGUUGAAUUUAAUCAUCAGGUCCAUACUUUCCUCGUAGGUGACAGAUCACAUCCUCAAACAAAAGAAAUUUAUUUAAAAUUGGAGAGAUUGUCCAGGCAGAUGAAAGAGGCAGGUUAUGUUCCUGAUAGAAGCUUUACGUUGAAUGAUGUGGAUGAGGAACAGAAGGAAGAUAUGCUUUCCCACCAUAGCGAAAAGCUGGCAGUUGCAUUUGGACUUAUCAAUAUGGAUCCUCGGAGAACUAUUCGAGUUAUUAAGAACCUUCGAGUAUGUGGUGAUUGUCACUCUGCAAUUAAGUUCAUAUCCAGGAUUGGUGCGCGGGAAAUCCUUUUGAGAGAUGCUAAUCGAUUCCAUCAUUUUAAGGAUGGACAGUGUUCGUGUGGGGAUUAUUGGUGACACUAAUCUAAACAAUCGUGUAUUGACGAGUGCAUAUGUAUGGUCAAUUGGGUUUGGGUUCUUUGUUUCCAAUGAAACAGAGUCUAAGAGAUUUAUGGCACGUGUUUUUGGCUAGAGCAUAAAAAUUAAUGUGCUGAAAUGGCAUUAUGUGUCAGACUCGUGAAGCAUGGCUGUACUGGUGGAUCAUAAGAUCUUAAUGAGACAUCUGCAAUGAUAGUUCUGUGUUCGUCGAUUAUCACUUUUGUCUGAUGGCAUACGGAUCCGAUUCUGCGUAUGGAUGCCACAUCCACAAUUCAAAAAUCUCUUCAAGCUCCAACAAAGAGAGUAUGUAAAGGGGGCCAUGCUUACAACUCCCAGUUCACUUUGGAGGGGGGCCAUCCCCCUUGAUCAAGCCCAAGAGCACAAAAGGUGGGCCAUCCAUUCUACCUCUUGGUCCUCGAGCAUGGAAGGUUGGUCAUCGAUUCCAUUUUUUGGGUGGCAUACUUGAUAAGAGUAUGAGAGGGGGCCCAUCCUCUCAACUCUCAUGGACAUGGAAGGGGGGUCAUCCUUCCUAUUUGCAAGACAUCAAAACUGAUUGCUCAAGGAGUUUUCUUGAGUAUCACUGAUUGCUUGAUUCCUCUUUAUCACCAUUUCUUAGAGGAUUGAUGAGGGGAUGCUUAAAUGAAUUGGUGCUUGAAUGAUUGAUGCUUUAAUGAUUGAUAUUUAAAUGAUUUGAUGAUAGAAUGGUUGAUGUUUGAGCGGUGGAUGUUCGCAUGAUGGAUGUUUGAAUGAUUGGCAUUAGACCUAUUCGAUUGAUGAAAGAAUUGAUUGUUGGUUUGUUUGCUUGAUUCCUUUAUUCCCAAUUGAUGAUUGAUGGAUGAUUAAAUUAUUUCCUUUGAUUUGAUGAUUUGAUAUAUUGGUGAUGAUGAUUGAAAUUUUGAAUGAAUGUUGUUGAAUUCAUAGAGAGAUAACUGAUGAUUGAGUGAUCGCUGAUUUGAUCUAUUGUUGAAUGAUGAUUGAUAAGUGAUCCUUGAAUGCUUGGAAGGAUUUCUCCUUUAUACUUAUUGGUGAAAGUGUCACCACCUUUCAUAAGAAUUGAGUCACUACCUUUCAUUGUUGCCUUUGAGAAUAAUAAAUUAUUUUCCAAAUUGAUCUCUCUUCAAUAUCGUCCUCAAUUACAACCUUCUUCCCUUUAUAUCUUCCAAUUUGAGGGACAAUUCACACCUCUUCAUCAUAUACGCCCUUUGCAGGAGUCACAACCUUUCACAAUUACCUCCAUUUGGAAGAGUACAACCUUACAUAAUUUUUGCCCUUGGAAAUAGUCACUUCCUUAUUUUCUUCCAAUUCCUUUCUAUUAAUGCUUCCUUGAUUCAUAUGCUCCAUUGUGUUUUUCCUUCUUUUCUUAUAUAUAUCUCCUCCCAAGGAAUUGAUCUCCCUUUUAUAUUUUAUUCUUGAGGGAGUCGCAACCUUUCAUUUCAUGCCUUUUGACCAUUCAUUAAAUAUAAUUAAAUUUUAAAUAGAUUAUAUUUAUUUUUUACAUUUUUAUUUAUUUUUAAAUCUCAUUUCAAAAAGGGGAUAUUAUAGAACACAAAUCUACAGUGGAAGUGAAGGUACCAGGCAUCAACACACAACCACACUGUAAUGAUCUUGCAUAACCUUGGUCCCAUAGCCAACUCAACUUUCCAUUUGCUAUCCUAUCUUGCUUCUACCAAUCUACAUCGCUUCCUUAUUAAUGGUGAUAUGAAGGAAUCAAAAGCUUUAGAAUCAGACAAGAUAGAAACAUGAACACUCUCGAGUGUACCUAAGGUUUCAACUAUGGUGCCUUGAUGCUUAGCUUGGCAGUUAUCAAUUGUAGCAAGCACUGAAUGAGAUCUCCCCACAUCGCCAAUUGUUGGCUUUGGUGAUUUGGCUCUUUGACCAUUAGUAGCCCUUAUUUUCUAUGGACACUGUCUAUCUAGGUAACCUUCUUGGCCAUUAUACAAUCAUGGUCCCAUUACAGAAGGCUAAGAGAAUUGAGGCUGGUUUGACAACUUAGAAACUAAGAAUAUGAAAAACUAGCAUUGGGCAAACUAUCAUCCAAUUGCUCCUAGGAAUCCUAACCCCUAAAGCAUUGCCUUUGCUUAUCUCUCAAAUAGAAAGACCUACUAGAUUGAACACUAUAUUGAUCUUGAGAAGGCUUUUACCUUUGAGAUUGUUAUUGUUGUUGGGCCUUAGGUGGUACUUAAGUGCUUUAAACUUCCCUUUAGGUUGAGAUUGAUAACCUUGACCUUUAUCCUCUCCUUGGUAUUGUACUACUAUUUGAGUACCCCUCUAACCACUAUGACCUCUAGCCAAAUUUUCCUCAACUAGUCUAGCCUUCUUGACUACUUCUCUAGAGUCUUGGACUCUGAAACCCAAACUCCAUCAAUGAUAUGAGGGUUGAAACCUCUCACAAACUUGUGAAAUCUUAUCCUGAAGUGCCCUCGCAUAUGGCUUUAGCUCAAAGAAGCUAUUUUCAUAUUGUUUCACUAACAAAUUAUACUCAAUUGGCCCAGAUCAUGGAAUUCAUCUACUUGGUGCUGAAUGAAAUGUUCUGAAAAAUACCAACCAUAAAACCUCUUUGAAAAGGUUUCCCAAGAAAUUGGCACAAUGGACAAGUGAUGCUUUUGGUCUUCCUUGUGCCAUCUAAUGGAUGCAAACUCGUGUAAUUGUAUGAUGGCAUACCUAGCUUUGUUUUAUUGCCAUAUGGGUUUAUCACAAAACAAUAGUCAAUGGCCAUGAGCUAAAUUUCCACCUAGGCUUUCCCAAAAGAACCAUCAAAAGUUGAUGGGUGAAUUCAAGAAAGGUCUCUCAUCUGAGUUGUUCACACAUUGGAGUCUUGCACUGCUUGCUUAACUUCUUGUUGAGGUUGUUUUUGCUUGGGCACUUCUUCCUCUCGAUUGCGACAAACUCCUAGAGUGUUCUCUUUUAUUAGAUUUGCCUUGAGACUCCCCAAAGAUUGCGAAGAUUUUAUCUAGCUACUUGAGUUUCCUCCUUUUCAAGUGAAAACUAUGCCAACAACUACCAGAAAAAUUCAAUCAUCCGUGUAAAUCCUAGUUCACCCCUUGCCUAAUUCUUCUUUACUACAAGAGAUUCAUUGCUUUGAACUUUUGGAGAUUCUUGAUCCAAACCCCAUUGGCGGGUAUGAUAAUUCCUAGGAGGCUUCCUCCCUUUCAAGCUAGAAGAUUAGCACGACAAAUGCAUCAGCCAAACAUAGUAAUAAGAGAAUCACAGUCGUAGAUAUCAUGCAACUUAACAAAACACAUCAUUAGCAAUUGAGGCACAAAUAGCACACACACAUCUAGAGCUCCCAAAAUUGCAACUUGGGUUCUAAUAGUAAACAUAGUACCUCAAGCUUAGAUAUAUUAAUGGACAAAAACUUGAUGAACACAAUUUUUGUGCUAGAAAAGUGAUAGUAAGCAUGUUACAUUGCACACUUGGUGCAUGAUGUGUCAAGUCACAAUGUGAUGACACACCUGACAUGCUUACUGAUACACUACACAUGACAACAUAAGCAAAAGACUAACUAGGUCAUGUUGAAUACAUUGUUGUUGAUGUCAAAGGUUAAUGAUCGAGGUCAUAUAAAUUUUGGAGAAUUACUCAAAGUAAUAUGCCCAAUUGUUUGUUUGAGCUACUUGGCUGCUUAGUUGAGCUACUUGGUUACUUGGUAGAGCUACUUGGCUGCUUAGUUGAGCUACUUGGUUACUUGGUAAAGCUACUUGGUUGUCUACUUGAGCUGCUUGGUUGUUUGCUUGAACUACUUGGUCAUUUGCUUGAGCUUGUUGUGUGUCCACUUCACCUGCUUGCUGUGAGCUUAUCUUGC